Molecule: messenger RNA, 2069 nt
Organism: Aspergillus alliaceus
Lineage: Eukaryota; Fungi; Ascomycota; Eurotiomycetes; Eurotiales; Aspergillaceae
Product: translation termination factor eRF1
Exons: 4
Coding region: 247-1593 (448 amino acids)
Biological process (GO): cytoplasmic translational termination
Cellular component (GO): cytosol; translation release factor complex
Molecular function (GO): translation release factor activity, codon specific; sequence-specific mRNA binding
Source: RefSeq, a predicted model, not a curated record
GCCUGAUGAAAUUUGCUGAAAACACCCCGCUACUGGAUUUGGACGGCAUAUUGAAUCAGCCUCAAGGUACGCGAAUCAUUCUCCUCCACUCCUUUAUUUCGCUACUUUGGGACUUUCAUUUUUUCCUCCCCCGCCUAAAUUCCCGUAAUUUUAUAUGGAGCUUCCACAAGCUGACCUUUUCCCUCAGCACCAGCAUAUACAUUAGGUCUUUCUCCCUGGUCGUCCAAUAUCGUCGUGUCGCCCAACAUGAGCGCGGCUCAGGCGAAUGAAGCAGAGAAGAACAUUGAGAUAUGGAAAGUGAAAAAACUGAUCAAGCGUCUUGAGGCUGCUAGAGGAAAUGGCACCUCGAUGAUUUCGCUUAUCAUCCCCCCCAAGGAUCAAGUAUCCAGGGCGGCAAAGAUGUUGGCUGAAGAAUUCGGCACUGCCUCCAAUAUCAAAUCCCGAGUCAAUCGACUCUCCGUCUUGUCUGCCAUCACUUCCACGCAGCAGCGUCUCAAACUAUAUAAUAAGGUCCCUCCUAAUGGUCUGGUCGUCUACUGUGGUGAAAUCAUAACCUCCGAGGGAAAGGAGCGUAAGAUCAACAUCGACUUCGAGCCAUUUAAACCUAUUAACACGUCUCUUUACCUGUGUGACAACAAAUUUCACACCGAAGCGCUGAGUGAGCUCCUUGAAUCGGACCAGAAGUUUGGUUUCAUUGUGAUGGAUGGAAACGGUGCGCUUUUUGGUACGCUUAGUGGAAACACCAGAGAAGUCAUACAGAAAUUGAGCGUCGACCUACCCAAGAAGCACGGACGUGGUGGUCAGUCAGCCCUGCGUUUCGCACGUCUUCGUGAAGAGAAGCGCCAUAACUACGUACGCAAAAUUGCUGAAUUGGCUGUUCAAAAUUAUAUAACCAACGACAAGAUCAACGUUGCGGGUUUGAUCUUGGCUGGUUCCGCCGACUUCAAGAACGAUCUCAAUCAGUCGGACAUGUUCGAUCAGCGGUUGCAGUCCAAGGUGAUCAAAGUCGUGGAUGUUUCCUAUGGUGGGGAGAACGGCUUCAACCAGGCCAUCGAACUUGCUUCGGAAACUUUAAGCAACGUCAAGUUUGUGCAGGAGAAAAAGCUCAUAGGCAAGUAUUUCGAGGAAAUCAGCCAAGACACUGGGAAGGUCUGCUAUGGUAUUGAUGACACUCUCAAGGCUUUGGAACUCGGCGCAGCGGAGACGCUUAUUGUGUACGAGAACUUGGAUGUCACUCGGUGGGUUCUGAAGGACUCGAACGGCUCCGAAGUUGUCAUCCACACGACCAAGGCUCAGGAGGAGAACAACCGAGAGUUGUUCACCGAUAAGGAGACUGGCACUGAAAUGGAGGUUGUCGACCAGUCUUCGUUCCUCGAGUGGCUUGCAGAGAACUAUAAAGACUUUGGAGCGACUUUAGAGUUUGUUUCGGACAAGUCAAGCGAGGGCAAUCAGUUUGUUAAGGGCUUUGGUGGUAUUGGGGCUAUUCUUCGGUACAAGGUCAAUUUCGAACAGCUUGCCGAUUAUGAUGACGAGGAUGAAUUCUAUGACGGUAUGCUCGACGACAUCUCUAGUGCGUUUAGAUGCUCACCAUGAACAAAUACAGAUUGACGGUUCAGCGACCUCGCAGGGAGCGAGGAUGAACGGCCAGAAGUUCCCAAAGUGGGUCUUUUGACGGCUCGCCCUUUGAGGCAUGAAGGCGACCCUCGUGGUGAACUUACGAACUCAUUGGUGGGGACCAUAAUGCUCUCUGGACCGAACUCCGUCCAGCUGCUCAAAGGGCCAUCCAAGCUCCGCACGAUAGGCAUCGAAGUAACUUAGAGCCUCUUGGUUGACGCUUUGCAAGGAUGGUGAAUAUGAUUUGAUGCAGCUGUCCACAAGAAUUUGUCAGCCUUAUGGCAUUUGAGCUAGCAAGAUUGUUUUGUUACAGCAAGUAUGCCACACUGGUGUUAUUGCUCAUUUUUGUUUUUUCUCCUACGUGUUCUUCUUAUACAACUACACCUAACGAAAAAUAUAUGUCAAAAGUAAGAACGCACUCGCAGGCUGCCUUUACUAGUUGAUUUAGAUUGUCG